Molecule: messenger RNA, 974 nt
Organism: Labeo rohita (rohu)
Lineage: Eukaryota; Metazoa; Chordata; Actinopteri; Cypriniformes; Cyprinidae
Product: chymotrypsin-like protease CTRL-1
Exons: 7
Coding region: 1-882 (293 amino acids)
Biological process (GO): proteolysis
Molecular function (GO): serine-type endopeptidase activity
Source: RefSeq, a predicted model, not a curated record
AUGGGCAAGUGUAAGGAUUUGAGCAAGUUUGACAAGGGCCAAAUUGUGCUGGCUAGACAACUGAGUCAGCGCAUCUCCAUCGCCGAAAGUGUGCAGAAAAUAGGACCUGCCAAAAUAUCUGCCAGAAGAUCUCCCAGAAGAUCUGUCAGUAAAACUGAAAAAACGCUGCCAGAAGAUGAGCAUCAUGUUGUUGGGGGACAUCCUGUUAUAGAUAAUGUAUGGCCCUGGCAGGUCUCCAUUCAGACACCGAGAGGUAAGCUCAUCUGUGGUGGUUCCCUGAUAGAUAAAAACUGGGUCCUCACUGCUGCCCACUGUUCAGUAAGGCCUAGAUAUCACAAAGUUGUCCUUGGACAGAAUGAACUUGGCUAUAAUGAUGAAUUUGUUCAAAUCAGAAAAAUUGCAAAGGUCAUCACCCAUCCUGACUACAACAAACAGACCACGCACAACAAUGAUAUUGCACUACUGAAAUUGUCCAGUCCAGCACGGAUGACGUCCCGUAUCUCUCCUAUAUGUCUGCCUAGCUCCUUUCCCAGCAUCAACCCCGGGACUCUUUGUGUCACCACUGGCUGGGGCGUAACUGCAAAUGAAUUGAAUCCUCGAGUCCUGCAGGAGGCCACUAUCCCAAUAGUGAGUCAGGAUCGGUGUAGGCAGGUUUGGGAUAUGAACAGUAUCACAGACACCAUGAUCUGUGCUGGAGCCUCUGGAGCCUCGUCUUGUCAGGGUGAUUCUGGUGGUCCUCUGAUGUGUCAGAGUUCAGGUGUUUGGUACCAAGUGGGCAUCGUUUCCUGGGGUGACGAAGACUGUGUCCUUGACAGUCCAGUCAUCUACACCCGUGUCUCUUACUUUCAAACAUGGAUCAGUGAAAUUAUUACAUCCAACUAGAGCACCAGCUUGAGUCUUCUUCUGUGUCUGAAUAUUUAUUCAUUAGUCCAGUGAUCAAACUGUGUCUUUAUAAUCAAUGUUACGUUAUUGCU